CGCGCCGUCGGAUGUGACGCGACUCCUCUCUGCGUGUUUCUUGUUCGCUCGAAGGAGGAGGUUCCUCGGAAAAUGGCCGACGGAGUGGAUCACAUCGACAUCUAUGCCGACGUUGAAGAGGAGUUUAAUCAGGAGUCUGAAUACAAUGUCCAUGAGCAAAUAGAUCUGUAUGAUGAUGUUAUCUCGCCGUCCGCCAACAACGGGGAUGCCCCAGAGGACCGUGAUUACAUGGAUGCCCUGCCCCAACCUGUGGGCAGUGAAGGUGGAAAAGGGGCCCCACCCAACGUUGUCUACACAUACACUGGGAAACGGGUUGCUCUCUACAUUGGCAACCUCACAUGGUGGACAACGGAUGAAGACUUAACAGAAGCUAUCCGCUCAAUUGGCAUAAAUGAUGUGCUGGAAAUCAAAUUCUUUGAGAACCGAGCCAAUGGCCAGUCGAAAGGAUUUGCCCUGGUCUGUGUGGGCUCUGAAGCAUCCUCUAGAAAACUGCUAGACCUGCUGUCUAAGCGAGAACUCCACGGGCAGAACCCCAUUGUGACCCCCUGCAACAAGCAGUCACUCAGCCAGUUCGAAAUGCAAUCCAGAAAAAGUACUCAGUCAGGGCAGAUGUCAGGAGAGGGCAAGGCUGGACCCCCUGGAUUGGGCCCUCGCGGUGGUUUCCCUCUGGGCAGGGGCAGGGCCCGGUUUCCUGGACCACCUGUUCCCCCUGGAGACCGCUUCCCAGGGCCUGUGGGACCAGGUGGCCCCCCUCCACAUUUUCCAGGAGGUCUUCAAGGCCCUCCCCGUCCUCCACCUGGACCCCCCGGCCCUCCUGGCCCCCCUAAUCCCCCACCUCCAGGACAAGGUCUCCCUCCCCCGAUUUCUGGCCCCCCAAACCGGGGUGAUCGUCCCCUGCCUCCAGUCAUGUUUCCAGGCCAAUUUGGUCAGCCUCCAAUGGGCCCCCUCCCUCCUGGUCCUCCUCCUCCUGUCCCAGGCUAUGGCCCUCCUCCAGGACCACCUCCACAACAGGGCCCACCACCUCCGGGUCCCUUCCCUCCCCGUCCUCCUGGCCCUAUUGGUCCGCCACUCGGGAUUGCCCCCCCACCACACAUGACUGGGCCACCUCCUGGUGGACCACCACCAGCUGCUCACGUAAAUCCAGCGUUCUUCCCACCUCCAGGAAACGGUGCUAUGCCCUCAUCUGAUAGCCGCGGGCCACCUCCAAAUGAUCCUUAUGGCCGCCCACCGCCAUAUGACAGAGGAGAGUACGGCCCUGCUGGCAGGGAGAUGGAGGCAGCUCGAACCCCUCUGAGUGAGGCCGAAUUUGAAGAGAUCAUGAAUCGAAACAGAGCUAUCUCUAGUAGUGCUAUUUCCAGAGCAGUUUCAGAUGCCAGUGCAGCUGACUACGGUAGUGCCAUUGAAACACUGGUGACAGCCAUUUCUCUGAUCAAGCAGUCCAAAGUGUCAGCCGAUGACCGCUGCAAAGUACUUAUUAGCUCCCUGCAAGACUGCCUACAUGGCAUCGAGUCAAAGUCCUAUGGCUCUGCCUCCAGAAGACGGGAGAGGUCUAGGGAGCGGGACCACAGUCGAUCACGGGAGAAGAGCCGUCGACACAAGUCGCGCAGUCGUGAUCGACAUGAGGACUAUUACCGCGAGCGCAGCCGGGAGCGCGAGAGGCACCGGGAACGCGACCGCGAUCGUGAGAGGGACCGCGAUCGUGAGAGAGAGUACCGACACCGCUAGGGAAGUUGAAGAGUAAUUUGUAUUUUGCUGGGCUACACCAAUCAAACUCCACCCUUCGUUUUGACACAGCUGAGGGACGAGGACAGGAAUCACUGGUCACGCCGGGGUCCUUCAGGGAUGGACUGUCUUCAGCUGUCUACUUGCGAUUCCAGGGACUGGCUCGGUGUGAACAGGGGAAUAGGCUGAAGCAAUGCCUGCACUCCUGGUGAACCUGUCAGCUUUUAUUUUUUAUGUUGCUUUUCAAGUUUUAUUUGUUAUAAGAACAUGUGUAAUUCAGUGUUACAGAGUUGCAAAUUAAGAUUCCUGUUCUGUACAAAAACACGCAAAGCUUUUGAACAAUGUGUUUGUUAGUAGACAAUUGUCUGGCUCUUUUUUAUAGGAUUUUUCUUCCUUGUAAUAGUGUUAAUGUUCAGAUAAUGUUUGUGUCAGCUUUGUUUAUUAAACAUAGAUUUAGUGUAAUAAACUGUUUACUGGGACUGAUAAUUGUCCAUUUACCACAGUGUCUUUGCAUUUCUCAACCUGCUAGUCAUAUGUUCAUUUAUAUUAAAUGUGGAUGUUUACUAGGACAACUUCAUAUUGAAAUACACUGAAUCGAGAGGGGGGCCUUGCCUAAUGUGGUCUGCUUAAAAAAAAAAAACUGCUUUAACAGCAGAUUGAACAAAACUUUUUAUCAAGGAAUAAUUGUUUAAAUAUAAAAAAGCACAUUUUUUGUAAUGCCAGUGUGCAUGCAGUGUUGGUCAAACAUUUUAAUGUUGUAGCAUAACCAGUGACACUGUCCUUUGAGAAUCUUCUGUUCAGUUACAUUUUUGUAAUUAUCUCCAUACCAGUCAUGUCACAAACAUGUCACCUUUCUAUAGCUAUCAGAGAGCUAAAGAGCGUUAUUUGUAAUGUAAAAAAAAAUGUAUUCAAUAAUGUGCUGCUGAUCACCAUUAUACUUGCCAUAUCAUAAA
This is a messenger RNA of Scleropages formosus (Asian bonytongue), 2675 nucleotides long. Its product is annotated as cleavage and polyadenylation specificity factor subunit 6. The record is from RefSeq and is a predicted model, not a curated record. Bases 73 to 1725 code for a protein of 550 amino acids. NCBI's taxonomy places the organism in Eukaryota, Metazoa, Chordata, Actinopteri, Osteoglossiformes, Osteoglossidae. The transcript is spliced from 10 exons. Gene Ontology annotation, molecular function: RNA binding.